Molecule: messenger RNA, 1162 nt
Organism: Owenia fusiformis
Lineage: Eukaryota; Metazoa; Annelida; Polychaeta; Sabellida; Oweniidae
Source: the annotation of a GenBank genome assembly
ACAAUUUAUGAAGUCAACUAUUCAUUAACUCAAAUCUAUAUUCACGUUUGCUAAUAAAGCACAAUCGGCCGAUUCCGAUUGACAGUUCUCACAUACACGGAUCUCAUAAUGAAGAUGUCACCACUGCCAGGAUGGGUGCGCUUUUAUUUUUACGGGAUGCAUGGAUUCUUUGAUGAAAUCAUAUUUACAUCAAUAUUUGACCAUGUUGCUUCUGAUGGUAAUAAUUGGUCACUGAAAGGCCAUUCCUCGAUCUAUUCAUUUUUUAUCUAUGGCAGUUGUUGCUUUGCUGUUGAAUACCUCUACAGGAUAUUUAUAAAACGUGGCAUUCCUCUGUUAUCAAGAUUGUUUGUGUAUCUUAUUAUUUGCUACGCGUGGGAGCUCUGCAGUGGAUUGAUACUGAGACAAUUCAACGCUUGUCCUUGGGAUUACAGUCACUACCCAUUGAACUUUAUGGGUCUUAUUACACUGGAAUAUGCGCCAGGAUGGCUGUUUCUUUCACUCUGGCAGGAUGUAAUGUUCGGUUAUUUUUUGAGGUUGCGUUUCCAUGGAGAUGGAGAUUUUCAGUUUAUUGAAAGUAACAACUCCAAUGAUGUAAAAAAUGGAAAGAAAGUGAAAUAGAAGAAUUCUUCCAAAGGAUGUGUAGCGAAGUUCUCAAGCAAUCUAGUGUCACAUCAUAUUUUUUGUCAACCCCAAAGGAUGCUUGCCAGUUUUUUAGACUGAGGAGGUUUUAAAAAAUGUUGACCAAAAUAAUAAUGAAUAUUCUGCAUUGGUAAGAGGUGAAGGCGAAUGUAAUAAGGGUGUUGUGGGCCACCCUUAGUCUGAAAGCCAAGCAAGCACCCUGUCGUCAAUCAAAAAAUCGGCUUCCUUACACUUAGUAUCCAAGGAAUAGGAAAUAGAAAAAGAAAUGUUACUGAACAUUAGAUGUGUGUUGAUGCUCAAGAUACACUGUGUUAAGAUUUACUUUGUUGGCAAAGUUCAAUAAAGAAGGAACAUUUCCUCUCCAUCUAUAAGACUCAAGACAUUAUUUCAUGAAAAAAGACAAUUUUUCCAAGAAAUAUGAAAAGUAUAGCAAUCCACUUGGGUUUUAGGUACACAGUAGAAGUUAAAACAUAACAUCUACAUGUAUCAACGAUUGUUAUGGAAUUUUGAUGGAAUAAUGCCU